GUAAAUUUGGGCUGUUCGGAUAUCCAAAGGCAAGCCCAAAAGAUAAAGGCCCAAAUGUAGUAAAACCCUGAACCUUAGUCAGGUUCAAGCACACACUCGGACACAAACGUUAGGCGCUUCAACAAAGAACCUCAAAAGCUUCAAACUUUCUUCUUGGCUAAACAAUCAUGUUGCAUAUAAAAACUCCCAAGUCAGGAAGAGCCAGAAGAGAGCUAAAAAAAAUUGCUCCCAAACUUGUUGAAACUGGGAAGAAAACACUGAUACUUCAUGGCACAAAAACCAGCAAUGUAAUAAAUUCUGUGCUGACUGAAAUUUAUCAUUUGAAAAAGGAUAAUGCUGUUAAAUAUACCAAGAGGAAUGACAAUAUUAGACCAUUCGAGAGCGGUGGUGAAACAUCACUAGAGUUUUAUUCUCUUAAAACUGAUUGCAGCCUCUUUGUGUUUGGUUCUCACUCAAAAAAACGGCCAGAUAACCUCGUUAUAGGCCGCACUUAUGACCACCACAUAUAUGAUCUUGUUGAGGUUGGAAUUGAAAAUUUCAAAAGCAUGCAAUCAUUCUCGUAUGAUAAGAGAUUCGCUCCUCUUAUCGGGUCAAAACCUUUCUUUGCUUUUAUUGGGGAAGGAUUUGAAAACAUUGAAGAACUGAAGCAUAUUAAGGAAGUUUUGCUCGAUCUGUUUCAUGGACAGGCUGUGACAAAUCUAAACCUUGCUGGCCUAGACCGUGUUUAUGUGUGUACAGCUGUGUCUUCAAAUAAGGUUUUUUUCACUCAUUGUGCACUGCGCAUGAAGAAGUCCGGCACCAUAGUGCCAAGGAUGGAGUUGGUAGAAGUUGGUCCAUCCAUGGAUUUGGUUAUCAGAAGGCAUCGUCUUGCUGACGAAAGCCUAAGAAAGCAAUCUAUGAAAACAGCUCCUGAAUUGAAAAUAAGAAAGGAGAAAAAUGUUAGCCGUGAUGUUAUUGAAGGCAAAAUUGGGAAAGUUUAUAUUCCGGAUCAACAGGUUGGAAGCGUGCCCUUGCCUAACAAGUCCAAAGGAUUAAAAAGGGAGCGACGGGAAGCAAAGACAAAAGGUGAAGGAAAGACACAUGUUGAUAAGAAGCCCAAGCAACAAGAUUCCUAAUUCUCUGCUGGCAUAUCGUAAUUCUUAUGGUUGUCCUGUUCCUGAAUCAUGAUUAUAGCUUAAUAGUUAUUGAAACAUAACCUUAGUGUAUCCAUUUUUUCCAUUGAUUUUUGUUGUUUUGGAUACACACUAUAGAAUGUUGUUUUGGAUACACACUUUAGUUAUGGAUAGAUUGAAUUUGUUAA
This is a messenger RNA of Daucus carota subsp. sativus, 1300 nucleotides long. Its product is annotated as ribosome production factor 2 homolog. The transcript has 7 exons. Lineage: Eukaryota; Viridiplantae; Streptophyta; Magnoliopsida; Apiales; Apiaceae. Gene Ontology annotation, molecular function: rRNA binding. Gene Ontology annotation, biological process: ribosomal large subunit assembly; maturation of LSU-rRNA from tricistronic rRNA transcript (SSU-rRNA, 5.8S rRNA, LSU-rRNA). Bases 168 to 1115 code for a protein of 315 amino acids. The record is from RefSeq and is a predicted model, not a curated record. Gene Ontology annotation, cellular component: nucleolus.